GUUUUAGAAUGCGAGCGCUAAUGCUUACCCUAGUUUUUCUACUGACACUGAUCGCAAUGGCAUUGACCGAUAUAGUCGGUAAACAUGCAGUUGCCAUUCGUGGUCAGCUGAUGUGCGGAGGUGUGCCAGCUGAAAAUGUGAAGGUCAGGCUGUUUAGAACAAAACAGCCAAAGAAGGAUGAUCUCAAUCAAAUACUUGCCGAAACGACCACUGGCAAACCCGGUGUGUUCCUCCUUGAAGGCAACACAAAUGGUUUUCCAAUAAACGAAACUGGCAUGCAACCGGUCGUGUCGUUCUAUCACACUUGUGACGAAGAUCCUGCGAAGCUGAAGAAGAAUGGUUACCGCAAGUUCAACUACAACAUUCCGGACGAAUAUGUAGCAAAGGGAGCGAAAGCUAAAAGAACUUUUGAUUUUGGAACGCUAAACCUUCAGAUCGAGUUUCCUGGUGAAAAACACGACAAAAAGUUCGAAGAAAGAAGGCAAGCGCGUUGAUAACUUCUGUCCGACUCAUUAUUUGCAAUUGCACCAUUACAUCGAUCUGACAUAAAUAAUCUAUAUAUAAAUAAAACUUAGUGUCUGUAUGGUUCCGAUUUAUCUGUCUGUGUUCUAUAAAAACGUCCGCCUUUAAAGACCCCUACGCAAAUUAUAAGCUAC
Cylicocyclus nassatus is the source of this 656-nucleotide messenger RNA. NCBI's taxonomy places the organism in Eukaryota, Metazoa, Nematoda, Chromadorea, Rhabditida, Strongylidae. The record is from the annotation of a GenBank genome assembly.